Messenger RNA from Aphidius gifuensis, 1402 nucleotides. RefSeq names its product phospholipase B1, membrane-associated-like. The coding region runs from base 17 to 1333 and encodes 438 amino acids. The transcript has 7 exons. Gene Ontology annotation, molecular function: glycerophospholipase activity. Gene Ontology annotation, biological process: phospholipid metabolic process. The record is from RefSeq and is a predicted model, not a curated record. NCBI's taxonomy places the organism in Eukaryota, Metazoa, Arthropoda, Insecta, Hymenoptera, Braconidae.
UUUAACAUCUUCCACAAUGAUUCUCUGUUCAGAAAGAUAUUUUCAUUCAAACUACACAGUUGUUCUGCAAAAUAUAUUGCAAUCCAGUAUGAAUAUUAUAAAUUUUUAUGUUUAUUUUGUCAUUUAUUCAUUUCCAAAUAUCAUUUUUGGACAACGUACUAGUUUAGAUUCAAUUGAAAAUAUAAAAAUUUUAAGAGCAGUUAAAGAUUUUACUUUGAGCUUUUUAGGAUCUACUGGAAAAAAAGAGAGUAGAGAAUACAAAGAUGGUGUUGACAAAUCACGAGUUCAAGAACAAAUUCCAGAAAAUAUUAAUUUUCCUUGCAACGUAACUGAUGGUAGAUCAAAGAUUGUACCAACAUCAGUAAACCGUCUUAGACCGGGUGACAUUGACAUCGUUGGAGCACUUGGUGAUUCACUAACAGCUGGAUUUGGUGUAUUUUCAACAUCAAUUUUUAAUAUAUUUAUUGAAAAUCGUGGUGUAUCAUUUCCCAUUGGCGGACAAGAUACAUGGAGAAAUGUUUUGACUCUUCCAAAUAUUCUCAAGGAAUUUAAUCCAAAUCUUUAUGGCUUUUCACUUGGUGAUUCAUACUCUCAUCAUGAAAAAACAAAAUUUAAUAUUGCCGAAGUUGGAGCAAUGUCCAGGGAUUUACCAUUUAUGGCAAAACUUAUUGUUAGAAAAAUGAAAAAUGAUCCAAAAGUUAAUAUUAAACAACACUGGAAACAUAUUAAUAUAUUCAUAGGUAGUAAUGAUUUUUGCUCUGAAAUAUGUUGGGUAAAAAAUCCAUGGCAAGUGUUAAAAAAUCAUAAAAUCGAAAUGAUUGAAACAUUAAGAAUAUUGAGAGAUAAUUUACCAAGGACAAUUGUUUCAAUAAUACCAUCACCAAAUCUAAAAGUCUUGGUAGAAAUGAAGGGCAGAUCAAAAAUUUGCGAAAUGACUGUUAGCAUGGAAUGUUCAUGUCUCAUUGGACUCACAUGGAGAAAGCAACGAAAUGAAUUUUACAAUCUUAUGACAAGAUGGCAGGAGUUUGAUGAACAAGUUGCAAAUUUCGAUGAAUUUCAUCGUGAUGAUUUUGCUGUUAUUGCACAGCCAUUAUCAACAAAUGUUAAAUAUCCAACAUUAUCAAAUGGAAUGACUGAUUUUAGAUAUUUAUCAAGUGAUUGUUUUCAUUUCAGUCAAAUUGCUAAUGCAAGAACUGCAAUAUCAUUGUGGAGAAAUAUGCUAGAACCAACAAAUAAUAAAUCACGAUUAUGGACAGAUGAAGGACCAUUUCCCUGUCCAACUGAAAAACGACCUUAUAUUGCAACACCUCAAAAUUCAAUCAAAUUUCAAUGACCUAUUUUUAUUUCUUUUGUUUCAAUUAAAAGUUCAUAAAUUUAUACUUAAAUUUUAAUUACCAAGAUA